Molecule: messenger RNA, 799 nt
Organism: Oryza sativa Japonica Group (Japanese rice)
Lineage: Eukaryota; Viridiplantae; Streptophyta; Magnoliopsida; Poales; Poaceae
Source: RefSeq, a predicted model, not a curated record
CCAAGCCUCACAAUGUGGAUAAAUUUGAUGUUGGAAACUCGGAGUAUUUAUGGUGGAUAGAGUAUUUAUCGUGGAAAGAAGCAUCGUGUGGUAGAGGCCAUAGAGCCUCGCUCCCGGCUAGCACUGCCAGAACGAAUACAAGUGGACGCUCGCCCGACCAACCAGAAGCAGAGCCCGUGCAGAUUGUGGCGGCGAUGCGGCCUCGUGCUUUUGCUCCCCCUUGCCUGCCGGGCAGUGGCCCGCUGCCUGGCCUGGCGGUCCCCGGGCGCGGCGACCUCUUCCCGGCUGCCGGCAGCGUCGUCGGCAGGAGGGCCGCUCCCGCUCCCGCCGGCCGGGGCGCCGUCGCUCGCGCAGUGGACGGGCCGUCCGCCGCUGCGGCCGUUGCCGCCGCGGCGGCGUCCGCCGCGGCGGACGUCCCGCCCCCGCAGAUCACGUGGCAGAUCGUCGUCGGCGCUGUAGCUGGAGUGACUCCCUUCGUCGUCGCCGGGGUCGAGUUCGGCAAGAGAAUUAUUGCACAGAAGAAAUGUGAAAUCUGUGGAGGCUCUGGGCUUGUGAUGAAGAAGGAUUACUACGUUCGCUGCCAAGGGUGUGGCGGUUUUCUUCCGUGGCAGUCAUGGAGAAGAUUCUUCACCGGCUGAAAAUCGUUAAUUUGAAUCGUGUUGAUUAACACUAGCACUGCAGUUUGAGUUGGACAAGGAGGAUAUGGCAUGACCAGACCAGGUCAAUAUUGUGUUUAUAGUUGUUGUUGUUGGAAAUAUAGUCAUUAUUCGGUAUAUUUUAAUCCAAGAAAUUGAAACUA